UGCCUCCUCUCGCUACCCAGCCAGGCCCCACCUGGUCCCAGCCUCCUGGGAAGAAGGCUGUGGCCUGAAGACACCCAGGGUUCAGCUGAGUCUUGAGAAGGGCUCUGAAAUCUCUGCAUUCCCAAGAUUUCCUGUUCCUUUCCCCUCAUCCAGUUUCACAAACCCUCCCUCCCCUCACCCAUCUCUCCUGGGUUGGUUUCCCGAGUGGGACUGGAGACAGGAAAAGGAGGUAGGGGAUGUAUGAGCGCCAUCAUUUGUGUGUCAAGGACUAUGUGUCAAGGACUAAUACAAGACCAUGGUGGCUUUGUCAGUGGUCCUUGUUUUCCUGCUGGCCCUGAGCAGAGGUGAAAGUGAGUUGGACGCCAAGAGCUCAUCCCCACAGGAGGCCACAGUGUGGAGGGAUCCCAAUCUGUCCCUGCCAGGGUCCUGCCAGCCAGCUCCCUCCUGCCAAAAGUGCAUCCUCUCACACCCGAGCUGUGCAUGGUGCAAGCAACUGAACUUCACGGCGUCCGGGGAGGCGGAGGCGCGGCGCUGUGCUCGGCGAGAAGAGCUGCUGGCCCGGGGCUGCCUCCCGGAGGAACUGGAGGAGCCCCGCGGCCGGCAGGAGGUGCUGCAGGACGACCCGCUCAGCCAGGGCACCCGCGGCGAGGGGGCCACCCAGCUGGCGCCGCAGCGGGUCCGGGUCACACUGCGGCCGGGGGAGCCCCAGCAGCUCCCGGUCCGCUUCCUUCGAGCGGAGGGAUACCCCGUGGACCUGUACUACCUUAUGGACCUGAGCUACUCCAUGAAGGACGACCUGGAGCGCGUGCGACAGCUCGGGCAUGCGCUGCUGGUGCGGUUGCAGGAGGUCACCCACUCCGUGCGCAUCGGCUUUGGCUCCUUCGUGGACAAAACGGUGCUGCCCUUCGUGAGCACAGUGCCCUCCAAGCUUCGCCACCCCUGCCCCUCCCGGCUGGAGAGCUGCCAGUCACCCUUCAGUUUUCACCAUGUGCUGUCCCUCACUGGGGAUGCAGAGGCCUUCGAGCGGGAGGUGGGACGCCAGAACGUGUCUGGCAACCUGGACUUGCCCGAAGGUGGCUUUGAUGCCAUUCUGCAGGCUGCCCUCUGCCAGGAGCAGAUUGGCUGGAGAAAUGUGUCCCGCCUGCUGGUGUUCACAUCAGAUGACACAUUCCACACAGCUGGGGACGGCAAGCUGGGCGGCAUCUUCAUGCCCAGCGACGGGCACUGCCACUUGGACAGCAAUGGCCUCUACAGUCGUAGCCCAGAGUUUGACUACCCCUCCGUGGGUCAAGUAGCCCAGGCCCUCUCUGCGGCAAACAUCCAGCCCAUCUUUGCUGUCACCAGCGCCACACUGCCUGUCUACCGGGAGCUGAGUAAGCUGAUUCCCAAGUCUGCAGUGGGGGAGCUGAGUGAGGACUCCAGCAAUGUGGUGCAGCUCAUCAUGGAUGCUUAUAAUAGCCUGUCAUCCACUGUGACCCUUGAACACGAACACUCUCUUCUCCCUCCGGGGGUCCACAUCUCUUACGAAUCUCAGUGUGGGGAUUCUGAGAAGAGACAGGGUGAAGCUGGCGACCGGGGCCAGUGCAACGACGUCCGAACCAACCAGAUGGUGAAUUUUUUGGUUACCUUCCAAGCUACCCGCUGCCUCCCAGAGCCUCAUCUGCUGAGGUUCCGAGCCCGUGGCUUCUCCGAGGAGCUGACUGUGGAGCUGCACACGCUGUGUGGCUGUAACUGCAGUGACGCCCAGCUCCAGGCUCCUCACUGCAGUGAUGGCCAGGGGCACCUCCAGUGUGGGGUGUGCAGCUGUGUCCCCGGUCGCCUAGGUCGACUCUGUGAGUGUUCAGAGGCUGAGCUAUCCUCCCCGGAUCUGGAGUCUGGGUGCCGGGCCCCCAAUGGCACAGGGCCCCUGUGCAGCGGGAGGGGACAGUGCCAGUGUGGACGCUGCACCUGCAGCGGACAGAGCUCUGGACGUCUGUGCGAGUGUGAUGAUGCCAGCUGUGAGCGACACGAGGGCAUCCUCUGUGGAGGCUUUGGCCGUUGCCAAUGUGGAGUGUGUCACUGUCACGCCAACCGCACGGGCAGAGCAUGUGAAUGCAGUGGCGACACGGACAACUGUGUCAGUCCUGACGGAGGGCUCUGCAAUGGGCACGGACACUGCAAAUGCAACCGCUGCCAGUGCGAUGACGGCUACUAUGGCGCCCUCUGUGAUCAAUGCUCAGGCUGCAAGACACCAUGUGAGACACACAGGGACUGCGCAGAGUGCAAAGCCUUUGGGACUGGUCCCCUGGCUACGAACUGCAGCACAGCGUGUGCCCACGCCAACAUGACUCUGGUUUUGACCCCUACCCUGGAUGACAGCUGGUGCAAAGAGAGGACCCAGGACAACCAGCUCUUUUUCUUUCUGGCAGAGGAUGAAGCUGGAGGCAGAGUUGUGCUCACAGUGAGCCCUCCAGAGAAGGGAGCAGACCACACCCAAAUAAUUGUGCUGGGCUGUGUGGGGGGCAUCGUGGCAGUGGGACUGGGAUUGGUCCUUGCUUAUCGGCUCUCAGUGGAGAUCUAUGACCGCCGAGAAUUCCAUCGUUUUGAAAAGGAGCGGCAGCAUCUCAACUGGAAGCAGGACCACAAUCCUCUCUACCAAAGUGCCAUCACGACCACUGUCAACCCCCGCUUUCAAGAGGCAGACAGCCCCCUUCUCUGAAGUGGGGAGAGAAAAUCACUGCAGAGCUCUCCUUUGGGACAGAAGGAGUUGAGGCGUGGGCCAGGCUACAGCUUGGCAGGGGGCUGAUGCACUGCUGAGCAGAACCCCAUACUUCAUUCUCAGAGCGACACUGAAGGUCUGCCUACUGCUGAAACCUUGCUUCCCUACCUCACAAGGAGUGGGGGCUAUCCCACCCAGGUAUACAAUAAAGUCUUACCUGAGAGCA
Dama dama (fallow deer) is the source of this 2924-nucleotide messenger RNA. RefSeq names its product integrin subunit beta 7 (gene ITGB7). Gene Ontology annotation, cellular component: focal adhesion; cell surface; integrin complex. Bases 296 to 2698 code for a protein of 800 amino acids. Gene Ontology annotation, biological process: integrin-mediated signaling pathway; cell adhesion mediated by integrin; cell migration. Gene Ontology annotation, molecular function: integrin binding. Lineage: Eukaryota; Metazoa; Chordata; Mammalia; Artiodactyla; Cervidae. The record is from RefSeq and is a predicted model, not a curated record. The transcript has 15 exons.